AUGAAGACACGCGCGCGCAUCUUGGGCACGGACAGGGGCGCCUUGAGCGGCCGGCAGCAGCUGGAUCACCCACGUCGUGCCAGCCUGUCCGCUCCGCUCGCCCAGGACCACACCCGCAGCGCGUCCACGAUUCUGCGUCUCGCACCCACGCCCCAAGGCGUGGAUCAGGGUCGCAAGCGCCGGAGGGUUGCCGCCGAGGAGGUCGGAGGCUGGGCGUCGCUCCCCGGCGACAUAGUCCGCCUCGUGGCCGAGCGGGUGCUGAUCGCCGGCGACGUGGUGGACUACAUCAGCCUCCGCGCCGCCUGCUCCGACUGGCGCGCCAGCACGGACUCCCCACUCCUCGGCGCCCACCACUACCUCCCCGCGCGCGGCUGGGUCGCGCUCUGCGACGGCGACGCCGUGCGCCCGGACGACGCCCGCCAGGUCGCCUUCUUCAAGCCCGCCACCCGCCGCCGCCUCCGCGUCCGCAUCCGUGACCUCGCCGGCUACAGGGUCGUCGCCAUCAGCUCCGGCCUCCUCGUCCUCCUCCACAAGCGCUACAACACCGUCCGCGUCCUCCACCCCUUCUUCAACCGCGCCAUCCUCCUCGAGCUCCCCAGCAUCGCCCCCACUUUGCGCGUCCUCGGCACCGACCGCUACUCACUCCUCCGCAUGAACGCUGCCGUUCUCACCACCCCCACCUCCGCGACCACCUCCACCAUCGACGCCGUUGUGGCCUGGUUCCCGGGCCCGUGGUUCCUCUUUGCCAAGCCGGGCGACGCCGCCUGGGACGCCGUCACCCUCGACCUCGACAUCCAGAGCGUACUCGCCUUCCGCGGCCGCCUCUACGCCACCACCAUUACCUCCACCAAUAUCCUCCAGGUCUACCCUCGGACCAACAAGAAUACCUUCGCGGUGGACACCCCUAUCCCAGACGCGCUCGGUGAACCGGCGUUGUGCCGCUACUUCCUCGUCGAGUCCGGCGGCCGCAUGCUGCUCGCCGUCCGGCACCGUGUCACAAUCACCAGGGCGGCCAUGAAGGUCUUCGAGGUGGACCUCGACCGCCGGCGGCUGGAACCGGUUAGCGACAUCGGCGACCGCGCGCUUAUCCUCGGCCAUGACAGGUGCCUGUCCGUCUCGGUCAGGGACCUACCCUCCAUCACCGGGAACUCUGUGUACUGCUUCUCUCAGUACGGUGUCGAGUGCUUCUCUCUGGGCGGCGGCUCUGCCCACGUCGUGCCCUUCCCCGUCGCGGCAUUGGGUUCCGUGGGGCCCUUCUCCAUUGUCGAGCAUCUCGUCACAUACUGCAAUCAUGUUCAAUGGGCGAGAGGGCUCAUGUUUGAUGAGUAUCGUUACAUACCUGAUGACCAUCCCCUCAAGGCGAAAAUAAGGAUGCAAGAUAAGCAGCUGCGUAUUACAACCAUUACAACUGGUGUGCCGAAGAAGAAGAAGAAGCCGAGCGAACCAUCUCCUGCAACUUAGCACGGUAUUUUUUUUCUUGAGAUGAACUUAGCACAGUACUAGCUAUGGGUCUAACGUACAAGUGUGAAAAUAUGAACAGUUAAAACUAAUUAGAAGAACUGAGGCCAGAUUAAGAGCCCAAAACUCAUAUAUACAUCUAUACUAUGAAGCAAUUAUAUUCAUACAUAUUCAGAAGGUGUCCUUAACCAUUGCUGCUCGAUCUUGCAUCAUCAUUUUUCCACUGGACCUACGCGUCAGCAUUCCUCCCACCAAAGACGGUGUACAGAUGCGGCUUCCUACAUGGCCAUGGACCAUGGAUCAUGACCCCUCGCAAUUGUUCUGGGGCGGUCCCACUGUUUUUCCGUUUUUGUUUUUAAUUUUUUUAUGAAGUACAAAAAUUCAAGGUAUAACCAAAAUUCUCCCACGGUAUGAACUCCAGAAACAUAUACAAAGGUAUAACUGAAAAAGGGAGUACAAAAAUACUUAGGAAUUUUGGUUUGCAUCAAUCUUUAUGAUUGAGAAUCAAUAGGAUAUCGUUGGUACUUAUGACAAUAUUGGUGUUUUCUUCUUUGCUAAGAGAUAUUCAUAGGAAUGCCCCUCGCAAUUGUUCUUGCUCAUAUAAUUUUGUAUCAGUCCACGCAGGUUAUUCAAAUUCACACAUCAUUAUGAAAUUAAUCACUUUUUUUCUCCGGAGCUAUAUCACAAUAAAUUGUUCAAAAUAUUUUGAAACAUCUGACUUGCUUAUAUUCGCUUCCACAAUCCCGAGAAAGAACUCCCAGAGUCAUAAUUCUUCCACCAAUUCAAGUGAUGUUUCAAUUUUAAAUAUUUUUUAGUGUGAUAGAUCUUAUUCUUAUUUGUUUUCAAUCUGCAACUUGUUUUAUUUUCUAUUUCGUAUGCCAGAGUAAAAUGAAAGAUCAUCAAUGUCGUCUUUCUAGGGCUAACUUGUAGGGUUCUUAUUUAUUUAAUUAUUGUUCUCCUGUUGGACUUCAUUUCAGGCUUGUCGGAUAGAUUUCAUACCCUGUCCUCCAUAUCGAGGACAUGAUUUGGAAAUUAAACUUGGACGCGAUCCAAUAUUAUAUGAAAAUAAAAAUGCAUGAUUAGAAUUUGCGGAUAUGCAUCGAGAAAUUUACCCAAACUCGGCACGAUUCUCGCGAGGCAAGUUUACCCAUUCAAAAGUCUAAUAAUAUAUAGUGUUCACUAAGAAUCCCAGGAGUAUCUAAUGGUAUCAUAUGUUUCUUCCGCCUAUAUAGUCUGCUUAACAUGCGCAAGCCUCAUGAGGUGAUAUGUGACAAGCAUGAUAGAAUAUAUGUCUUACAAUUUUGUUUACCUAUCCCAAUACUAAGAAAGAUCAAAAGUUUUCUUGACACCAGAUAAAAUAAAUGAAUGAUUGUUGUCAGAUGACUGUUACAACCGUUUUUAGAAUUAUGCUUUGAGGACACAAAAAAUUAUUACAACACUACUACACAAAAUUUUAGCACACAUGGUACGUGAAUCUUGUAAAAUUGUGUAGGAUGAAAAAAAUAGACCUAACAACGUCGCCGCCUCACUCACCAUCAGCACCCGCCAUCUCUUAUUCAUCCUUGUCCUCAUACCAAACAAAGCCUUGCCACCGUCGCAACAGUCAUCACCGUCGCAUGAGUCAUUUGUGCCCACUUCAAUGAUGAUUUCGAGGACCCCAACCCAUUAAGUGUCAAGUCGGUGAAGAGAAGGUGACACUUGGCUAUAUGUGAGAAUGAGAAGGCGGGUGGUCGACCCCGUACGCAACAUUAGGGAUGAACUAGAGCGGGUGAGGCAAGUCAAUGCCGAAUCUUUGAGAUGUGGGCAAUGUAGCAAAGAUGGGAAGACAAAUUGGGGAAGAUCAACAGAUAAGAUAAAGAGACGCUUUGGUAGGAUAAAGAAUGGGAAGAGGAUACGACGAGGAAAAAUAAAACAUGCAUGGGAAUAAGGUUAGAAAAUGUAGUCGCUCCAUUAGUGAAACAUAGAAACCUUUCGAUCAAAAUGCCACUUAAACUUCUCCAUGCUCUGUGACAUCACAUGCUUUUUUAAUGGUGUUAUCAAUGAAAUGUUGAAAUAUUAGGUUAAUGUUUACGCAUGCAGCCAUAAAAAAACUUGAUGACCGAAGUUAAGGCAUCGGCAUUCAGCGCUACUUAUAACUAUGCGGCAUAACUAUUGGCGGCUAUAUAUAUCAAAGCUUGCGCCACUUCAUCCUAUUAUUUAUAUGCAUGUAUUGUUACUCGCACAAUUAAAAGGAGAAAAAUUCUCUGCAAAAAGAUAAGUAUUUUCGUAAAACCAGUUCCAUAACAGAACAAUGUUCACCAAAAGUUAGAAGAAAACACACGGACAUAUCAUGCAGAGUCACGUAAGGAAAGACUAGGGGUUUGAUUGUUUGGAAGUGGUGUUUUGAAACAUGAGAGCAUAUGUUUUCUCUAUUUUGAAAUGCAUCUUAAACAUAUUUUGAAUUUAGAAAAAUUAAAAUAAAAAAUUCUCGCACGUAUAUUGAUGAGGACAUCCCUACUACACCAUUACCUCCGUCAUUGAUUAAUGAAGAUGAACCUGCUGUGAAGCUCAAGUCCAAUGAAGUUCGGAUUGGACCAAUUACAAGGGCUCGUGCGAAGCUACUUAAACAACAGGUGAACUUGUUUCU
This is a messenger RNA of Lolium perenne, 4084 nucleotides long. The record is from RefSeq and is a predicted model, not a curated record. Lineage: Eukaryota; Viridiplantae; Streptophyta; Magnoliopsida; Poales; Poaceae.